This is a messenger RNA of Camelina sativa (false flax), 1146 nucleotides long. The record is from RefSeq and is a predicted model, not a curated record. Lineage: Eukaryota; Viridiplantae; Streptophyta; Magnoliopsida; Brassicales; Brassicaceae.
UGUUGUUUCAGCCUUUAGCGAGAUUGUUCUUGAUACAGUCGUUUUCGAUGACUUUGAGAGGUUCCCACCGACUGCAGCUACAGUUAGCUCUUCUCUUCUUCUGGGAAUCUGUGGUCUACCUGAUACAGUUUUCCGCGGCUCGAAACCACUGAAUCUCGACUCUCUUGCAUUUCCAAUAAGGCUAUGGUCAACGUAGGUGGCGAUCUUGUCAAACUCGUUCCAGGUCGAGUUUCAACUGAAGUGGAUGCACGUCUUGCUUAUGACACAAACGGCAUUAUCCGCAAGGUUCAUGAUCUGCUGAGGCUAUACAAUGAAAUCGAUGUACCACACGACCGGCUCCUAUUCAAAAUCCCUGCAACUUGGCAAGGUAUUGAAGCUGCAAGAUUGUUGGAAUCUGAGGGAAUCCAAACGCAUAUAACCUUCGUUUACAGCUUUGCUCAAGCUGCAGCAGCUGCUCAAGCCGGUGCUUCUGUCAUUCAGAUUUUUGUCGGUCGCCUCAGGGACUGGGCGCGUAAUCAUUCGGGAGAUACCGAGAUUGAAACUGCUAUUAAAUCCGGAGAAGAUCCUGGUUUGGCCUUGGUGAGAAGAUCAUAUAACUACAUUCACAAGUAUGGUUACAAGUCCAAGCUGAUGGCUGCUGCUGUCCGGAACAAACAAGACUUGUUCAGUCUUCUCGGGGUCGAUUAUGUGAUUGCACCGUUAAAGGUACUGCAAUCUCUCAAAGACUCACCUGCCAUUCCGGACGAUGAAAAAUACUCAUUCGUUCGGAAACUUACUCCUGAAACAGCAACGCAUUACAACUUCACCAACAAAGAGCUGGUCAAAUGGGACCAGCUAAGCAUGGCUUCAGCUAUGGGUCCUGCAUCAGUGGAGCUUUUAUCAGCUGGUGUCGAAGGUUAUGCGAACCAAGCCAAACGCGUUGAAGAGCUCUUUGGGAAGAUUUGGCCACCUCCUAAUGUCUAAGAACAAAGCUUUUCCCUUCAUCACUAAGCUUUUUCAUGUGUCUUGUAGUAAGUAGUUCAUCAUGGUUUCUGGUCUGAGACUUCUUCCGCUACAAGAAGAGACUAAAACUAAUCUUUGUCAUGUUGUUUCGUCUGAAACUUUAGGGUUGUUUUCUUCUGUAAAAUGACUUGGUAGGUUCUCUCA